UUGGCCCGCAGCUUCCUCUUUCGAAGUCGCCUGCAUCACGAGCGGAAGGACGGAAGGAAAGAGCGAGCCAGCCCCAAUGCCGUCAUUCGGAAGGAGCUGCUGAGGCAGGAACUCGACACCACACCAUAUGAACGUACCUUCUUUGUCUACGCGCUGAGACCGAUGCAAUUGGCGCAACACUGGCAACUUGUCCAGGAUUGAUGAAAAAAGAGAUGAACGAGAUGAAUGAAGGAAGCACCAAUAGUCAAUGAAACCUCCACUGUCUGGAAACGUGCCUCAUAUGGUGGCCCUCGUCCCGUAUUUAGGGGGGAACCGCGGCCGGGCGGGUACUCCCGCUAGGUCUGCCGCCCACAUUCACAACGUAUCCGAUCUAUACAAAGCCAGCUCCGCCAUUUAACCACCCCUCUCUGUCCACUUCCCGCCCCUCUCUGACUCGUCCAUAGCUGUCAAGCAUUUCAAGAUGGAUUGGAACGACCUGAAGAAUCAAGUCAGCAACUUGACGCUGUACGACGUUAAAGCGGGAGUCCGCAAAGUCCAAAAUGCCGUCAUGAAUUACACAGAGAUGGAGGCCAAGGUGCGCGAGGCCACGAACAACGAACCCUGGGGUGCCUCCUCCACCCUGAUGCAAGAAAUCGCGAGUGGCACCUUCAACUACCAACUGCUCAACGAGAUCAUGCCGAUGAUUUACAAACGCUUUACCGAAAAGUCCGCCGAAGAGUGGCGCCAGAUCUACAAAGCGCUCCAGCUUAUGGAAUUCCUCAUCAAGAACGGAUCGGAGCGAGUCAUCGACGACGCUCGCUCGCACCUCAGUCUUCUCAAGAUGCUGAAGCAAUUCCACUACAUCGACCAGAAUGGCAAGGAUCAGGGCCUGAACGUCCGGAACAGGAGUAAAGAGCUGGUGGACCUGUUGAGCGAUGUCGAAAGGAUCCGAUCGGAGAGGAAGAAGUCGAGGACGACGAGGAAUAAAUAUGGAGGCGUGGAAGGUGGGAUUGGAGCAAGCAGCGGCUCGAGCGGCCGCUAUGGCGGCUUCGGCAGCGAGAGUGCAGAAUACGGCGCUUCCAGCUACGGUGGCACGAGCCGAGCGGUUUACGGAGAUGGUGGAGGCUUCGGUGGAGAGGGCCAGGACGAGUAUGAGGAAUCGGGGCGAACAGGUGGCGCUGAUCGAUUCGAGGAGUACGAUGAGUUUGACGACGGCGGUGCACAAGCCCAACCAACUCGACGGAAACCCGGGGCUAGUACACGACGGACUUCAGGGACGAGCGCGAAGAAGCCGAAAGCUGCUGCGCCAAAAGAGCCAGAAGUCGACCUUUUUGACUUUGGGGAUGAGCCUGCUUCGGCUCCAUCCAACGGCACCUCGUCCACGAUCCUCGCAGCGCCUCCAUCCAGCGUGCCGGCUGGCGACGAUGACGACUUUGACGACUUUCAAUCCGCUACUCCGUCCGGGACAACCGCUACACCGGCUGUUGCAGCACCGCCAUCCAUCUCGCAACCCAACUACAGCUCUUUCUCGACUGCAACGCCCUCGUCCGCCACCCACUUCGCUCAGCCCGUGGCCCAAUCCUCGGCACAGAACGCAAACUUCAACAAUCUCCUCUCCACCACUUCCCCACCCCCCAGUAGCACCGGCACGCCGUCCGCAGUCUCCGCCUUCUCCCCUCCAUCGCAAGCACGGCCGGCUCAGCCUACAGGUUAUCAGCCCACUGGCCCCAACUACUUCACCUCGGUCCAAGUCCAACCCACGCCGACCGCAGGUACUCCAGGCUCCAGCGUGACCUCCCCAGCCGCAGGCAGCCAGCCCGGGAAGAAGGCCGGAGGCGACGCCUUUGCUUCUUUGCUUUCGGGUAGCGGCGUCAAGAAGACGAACUCGCCCGCGCAGAAGGGCUUGACCAUGGCGGAUAUGGCGAAGAUGAAGAGUCAGCAGGGUUUGUAUGGAGCCAACGCGGCACCCAUUCCGGGCCAGCCUCCGGCUGCUGGCAGCGCGCCGAAGAAGAGUACGGGCAGUGGUGGGUUGGAUGAUUUGCUUGGGUAGGCAUGUGGCUAUCUGGACUGUUGUGCGGUGCUUCUUGGGCACCAAUUUUUACUCGUGAUUAGAUUGAUAUUUCAUGAUAGAGAGCAAGCGAAGAGGUGAACGUUGAUGCAUGAGCCUGCAGCCCGGCCUUACGCUGAAUCGAGACAUCGAGUGGGUACGAAUGGUCAAUGAGAAGAUGUCUUUGAUUAAAUCUACAUAUCUGGAUCCUAGAAUUCGAUGUUGUAUCU
This is a messenger RNA of Neohortaea acidophila, 2256 nucleotides long. RefSeq lists its product as uncharacterized. Gene Ontology annotation, cellular component: clathrin vesicle coat; endosome; plasma membrane. Gene Ontology annotation, molecular function: phospholipid binding; clathrin binding. Lineage: Eukaryota; Fungi; Ascomycota; Dothideomycetes; Mycosphaerellales; Teratosphaeriaceae. The transcript is spliced from 4 exons. Gene Ontology annotation, biological process: Golgi to endosome transport; endocytosis. Bases 461 to 2029 code for a protein of 522 amino acids. The record is from RefSeq and is a predicted model, not a curated record.